GGGUCUGCGCUUGGCCCCGAGGGCUCCCGGACCCCGGCCGGUCGCACAGCAGCGGCCCCGGAGCGAGCGCGUGCGGAAGGCAGGGCAGGAAGUCGGGUCCUGCGGCGAGGGCGGCGCGGCCGCGCGGGGACCGAGCCUUCCUUAUUUAUGUGCCCGCCGGCGCUGGCCUCCUUCCUCCGGAGACUUCAGCGACAGUCUCUGAGCCGCCGUCCCCGCGCGUGAGGCACGGAAGGGCUGGAUGUCAGAACAACGUGGUUAUGCCUUGAACGCCAAAGUUUUCUGUGUUUAACCCAAAGAAUAUCGGUGAUUUUUGUCCACUGCCGGGAGAAGGGAGAGCCCAGGGCUCUCGCCAUGCAGCAGAGCCCUCGUCUAUAAGCAGGCCCGGCCGGUGAUAUGCCGACCCCCUCCGCUCGGUGAACGUUCUAUCCCAUGGAUAUCGGCCUUGAGAUCUGAGACUGCAGAGCAGCGCCGUCCGCACCGGCCCGGCAGCCGCGGCCUCUCAAUGCCCGGAUUCUUCUGGGACUGCUGUCCUUCCCUGGAGAUCAGAGCGGUCCUGUGUGCCAUGGGCUGUAUUCAGAGCAUCGGAGGCAAAGCCAGAGUCUUCCGGGAAGGGAUCACGGUGAUUGACGUGAAAGCCUCCAUCGACCCCAUCCCCACCAGCAUCGACGAGUCCUCCAGCGUGGUGCUCCGCUACCGGACGCCCCACUUCCGGGCCUCGGCCCAGGUGGUCAUGCCGCCCAUCCCCAAGAAGGAGACCUGGAUAGUCGGCUGGAUCCAGGCGUGCAGCCACAUGGAGUUCUAUAACCAGUACGGGGAGCAAGGCAUGUCCAGCUGGGAGCUCCCUGACCUCCAGGAGGGCAAGAUCGAGGCCAUCAGCGACUCCGAUGGGGUGAACUACCCCUGGUAUGGCAACACCACAGAGACGUGCACCAUUGUGGGCCCCACCAAGAGAGACUCCAAGUUCAUCAUCAGCAUGAACGACAACUUCUACCCCAGUGUCACGUGGGCUGUGCCGGUCAGCGAGAGCAACGUGGCCAAACUAACCAACAUCUACCGGGACCAGAGCUUCACCACAUGGUUGGUGGCCACCAACACCUCGACCAACGACAUGAUCAUCCUGCAGACCCUGCACUGGCGCAUGCAGCUGAGCAUCGAGGUGAACCCCAACCGGCCCCUGGGCCAGCGCGCCCGGCUGCGGGAGCCCAUUGCCCAGGACCAGCCCAAGAUCCUGAGCAAGAACGAGCCCAUCCCGCCCAGUGCCCUGGUCAAGCCCAACGCCAACGAUGCUCAGGUCCUCAUGUGGCGGCCCAAGUACGGGCAGCCGCUGGUGGUGAUCCCACCCAAGCACCGGUAACAGCCAGGGCCACCCACUAGAUUAGACUCAGAAAUAAUAUACUGCUCAAAACCAAACCCACACGUCCUCUUCAGUCAUUCAGCAAAAUGCAACCAUUCUACCUGCUCCAGCAGGCAGGUCUCACUGUGCUCAGGCCCUCGGCACCUGCUUCCUGGCGGGGAUCGGGGAGACCCACGUGGGUCAUACAGACCCACGUGCGCCCUGCAGGGUCACCUCUGGUCUCCUCUCCUCUCCUUUUUCUCACAGUUUUGGCCGUUCACUUGCAACAGAUUCCAUGAAACACUGCUUUUUCAGUUCUUUUUUUAAAGCUCCUCUCGAUGAGGUUCAGGGGCGGGAGGAGGAGGAGCUGAGCACUGCUGGCGUGUGUCACAGUAGCCAGCCCGUCCUCCUGUCAUGCGGCCUUAUGUAGACUGCUUUGCCAAACGUUUGCCUUAAGCUGAAUGUAGAGGAAAAAAAUGCAACCGAGAGAGAAGGCAGGAUCGUUUGUUCCUACUGCAGGAUUGUUCCUACUGCAGGAUCGUUCCUACUGCAGGAUCGUUCCUACUGGACGCUGCAACUGUGGAGGGAGGGGUGGGUCAGGACGGAGACUCAUCUGAGCCCCCUUCCUGGUUGUCUGGGGAGAAGGUAGACAUGGAGACCUAAAGCCAGCUGCUCACUCUUUCCUUCCAGCAGACACAGAGCCACAGACAGACUCUGCCUGAAGAGCCCCUUCUGUCUGCCACCAGGUAGAGCCCUCCCCGGCGGGGGCUAGACCUGCCAGCCGCCUCUCCUGUCCUCUCCUCUCCUCUGCAGCCUUAACUUGCCUCGGGUGGCUCGGAGAGGACCCAGGGAGGGUGCUGUGGGCUACGGCUUGGGCCCAGGGAAUUUUUACCCUCUCAGUCCUUAGGACUCAAGCUCGGAUGGCUCUGCUUUUCCUUUUCCAUCCCCAGUGGUCCCAGAUGCCUGGGAGCCAGCCACCUGGACCGCCAACACACAGUCCCAUUUUGAGUCUCAAAGGCAAGACAAGCGCCCCCUUCCCUUCCCGCUGUGCCUCUCAGUAGAGGCUUGAGGCUGGCGGGCACCAGCGCCCUUGGCCAGCGGUCUCCCCUGCACUGCACAGGAGCUGAGGCAGGGCUGUGGGCUCGUUCUCAGGGACGCCACUCCCAGGAGCUCUGGGGGAGGCUGCAGACAGGCUCCAAGUGCCACAGUGGUGGAGCUGGAGGAGGCUGUGGAGGCACCUGAGGCCUAGGCCAUCCUGGACCUGGGAGGUCUGGGGAGGCAGGUGGCAGACCCCCUGCUUCUUGUCCUCCAAGAAGUAAGCCCAGGCCCAGGGCUGGAGGGUCGAGUCGGCCCACAGCUGAGAGCAUCAGCCUCUGUGGGGGCUGGGCCUGAAGCCAGUCCUUGCGGCCCACCUUCCCUUGGGUCCCAGGCCCUCUGGAGCCCUAGGACUUGGUCCUGAGCAACACCAAGAUUUCUUAACAGUGUCUGCUGUGAGGCUGCUCCUGGGAACUGUUAGGGGACACCCCACUGAAGCCACGUUCCUUCAAGCUUGCCAAACUCUCAGCUACAUCACUGGGGCCCUGCAUUCAACUAAUGAUUAUCAAGCACAGAAAACCUUCAGAUAAGAAAAUCCUCCAUUUCUGCUGCAGAUGAGCCAUUUGUAGGAGUCUCGGUGACAACGCAGAAGGCCACCUAAGUCCUCUGUAUUAUCCGUGUGAUGCCGUCUUGAUUCAAGGGGUGCUUGACGUCCCGUCCGUUUCUGAGCCGCUCGUGCCGGGAGGCUGCAGCUGUCCUGGGGUGCAGGGCUGGAGCCACCGGCAGGGCUGCGGUGCUUAGGGGCCCUCACCCCAGAAGCUGCAGGUUCCCCUUGGUGUGUAGGGAGACCGUGCCACCCAUAGAGGCUGUAGCCUUGAGUGGGGGCAACGACGGGGUCCCAGCUUCACCUCUAGGGAAGAGCCGGGGAGGGGGCGGCCUGGGACAGGACCUGGCCUCCUGAUGGGGGAGGCCCUUCUCCACACUCAGGUCUUUGUUGCACUAAAGAGGAGACAGGGCCCUAGUGACAGGUCAGGGGUAGUUCUGCUUCUGGGCUGGGUCAUCACUGAGGGGUUCUCACUGGAGUGGGGGCUGGGGAGCAGAACAGUCAGGGGGGUUGUGAGCUGCUCUGGAGCAAAGGGGCCCCCAAACCCGCAUUUCUUGAGUGUGAAGAAACACUCAAGGCAGGGGCCAGCACCCCCCCGAUGCCCAGCCCACCUUGCUGCCUGCUCACCUUCGCCCUGUGCCCCUUUCUCUCCACCCCUCCCGCCUUGCUGAAGAUGGGGCUGGGAAGGCCCCGGAGAGGCUGCAGGUCUGGCCAAGGAUGCUCGGCUUGGCGGGGUCUGUUCCCUCCGCUCCUUCCCCGUGUCCAGCACAGACCCUGGCUUCUUGCCCAGGGCCCCAAUUCCUCUGAUGUCCCCCUGCCCCCCACCCUGGCGUGGACAUUCACUCCUUCCAGCAAUAAGAACCGUCCUCGGUCGUGGAGGCUACUGUGAAAAACGAACCAAUGCACUUACCAGGAGCCGCAAGACUCUAGAAGAAAAUGUAAAAUGAGCCUUUUUUUAAAAAAAACAAACAACU
Molecule: messenger RNA, 3946 nt
Organism: Cynocephalus volans (Philippine flying lemur)
Lineage: Eukaryota; Metazoa; Chordata; Mammalia; Dermoptera; Cynocephalidae
Gene: FAM78A
Product: family with sequence similarity 78 member A
Exons: 2
Coding region: 503-1354 (283 amino acids)
Source: RefSeq, a predicted model, not a curated record